GUCUGGUCAUGUCAUUGUCAAAAACCUGAUCUUAAUAAACUUGUUAUUGGAAUGUAUGUACCUGCUGUUGAGUGCUGAUUUCCAUUUAAUGUUUUUGUGGAUGAAAUCAUAUUAUGUUGAAAUAAUAUCGCCUUUGAUCAAAAUUCUAAAGCCGAAAUUCAAUUCUAUAACUUAGUUCACGCCAUUAUAGUCACACGGAUAUUACUUACAAUAUUUUUUGAAGUAAAUAACAAUGAAGGCUGCAUUGAUAUUUGAUAGUGUUAACGAUCUAGUGUUUGGAAAAUGGGACUCCUCUUUCAUAGAACGUAUGAAAACGUUCAGUGUUCAGGAGAACCAAACUGAUGUAACAGAAAGUGAUACUGUAUCACAACUUUUGGCGCCCAUUAUAACUUCACAGCGGGUUAUGGCUGCUCAGUUUGGAAACACCUACUCUUCAAUACAGUGCAAGGAUAAGACAACUAUUGUUUUUGAUGAGUGGCUUGAUCAUGUGUUUAUGGUUAUCAGUGAAGAUUAUGUAGAUGAUGCCCACAGAGAACUGUUGGACUUCAAGACAUUUGUCCAGCAUAUUUGUGGACAAAACAUUAAUUUUCUACAUUCGUCAAUAUACCAAGACUGGCUUUCGGUACUACUGGACAGCCGCACCAAGGGUGACACAAUACCUGGCGCUAAUGGAGUCAUUGGUGAGAGUGGGGCAACAAUGGCUGCCCUCAAUGCCCUGAAAGCAACUUCAAAGGAUAUCAAAUUGCCCCACCAACAUAGUCAUUUUAUGUUAUUUGUUGGGGAUAAGCUGUUGGCAUUGUAUUCAAGUCGCGGAAGUGAAGACUUAUCACCACCUGAUCUGAUUUUACUGAGCAUACAAUGUGUUGCUGCUCAGGAGUAUUGGAAAGAUGUUAGUGAUGAAGAUUCCAAUGAGAAUCGGGAGAUAAUCCGUUUACCUUGGUUGUCAACUGAGAAUAGUGCUAUAGUGAACUUAUGUGCGGGCUCCGCGGCCAGCCCUUGCGCGCCGCACUCCAUACACUUAGCUGAAGUUGCGCCGCGUAUUACUUUCGUUGUCGUUGUCGACAUGGACUUAAGGGAAGUGGGCAUUGCUGCAUACAUGUCGAAUCAGAUACUUGCCAAUUUGAGGAGACUCUUGUUGCAAAGGAAUUUAGAGUUGCUGCCUAAUACCCUUGAUGCUUUGGAGACUUCUAUAAAGAAAACAACAGAUUCCUUACGCAAGAAUAAAGCGCAUUCAAAUCUUUGUGCUCGUUUGACAAGCCGUAUGUUGGAACUGCGCAAAUCUUGCACUACAACCACGCCCCUUACACCAGAAACGACUGCCACGGCGAUGCAUACGGCGCUAGAGGCCGUUAUAGAACAACUGAAACCUGACAUCCCUGGUCUCAAGAUGGAACAACCCUUGAAAGAUCUGAGAGGAAUAUUAGCGCCGUACGUCGAGUUCCUGUGUGUGAAAGCGAAAAGAUUCUUCAGUUUGGGAUCGGGCGAGACAGAUGCGAGUUGUUCCCUAACGCUGCACAAGUAUGUGGAAGAGUUCCCCGGACUUAUACACUUCAUAUACGUGGACCGCACCACGGGGAGGUUCCUGGCUCCCGACAUGGCGGACUGCGCCGAUAUGUUGGCGCCAAAUACGGUGCGUCGCGCCGUGUGCCGCAGCUUCGGCGUGGUGCGCGAGGGCUACUGCGCGGCGACGUGGCGGCGCGGCGCGCUGCACGGCUGCGCGCUGGUGUGGUGGGAGCGGCGCGGCCAGCCCGUGCGGCCCGCGCGGGCCCCGCACCCCGCCGCCGUGCGCGCGCUGCCGCCGCCCGGGGACAUACUCGGCGCCUUCUACAGGCAGCUGCUGGAACUGGCGUUCCCGGGUGAUACUCGCGGAGUAGCAGUCAAGGAACUAAUCUGCAUACAUUUGGGUCUGUUGCCUGCGUCCACGGCGGUCCAGCAGGCUCGCCGGCUAGCGCACUCAGUACACGAGUUGGCAGGAGAAGUAUCUACUGGGGCCGCUGACCUAUUGUAAACCGAGCAUAGACGCUCAAAACAAAACAAAAUACAUUUCUAGUAUCUUUCCCUGAGUACAAUUCGAGUUAUCGCGACGAUGAUUGUUUCUUGUGGAACUCGUGUACUCAUAUACCUUGUGGAAGUGGUUUCUAAAAUCUCAAGUAGUUAGGUGGGUACUUAAUUUUGUUUGCUUUCGUAUCUGAUACCAACUUUGGGUAGCAUAUAUUUGUAUUACACAAUAUAAUAAGUGAUAUUCAUACUGUAUUACUAUCUACGACAUUGAUAGGUGUAGUUCAUAUUUUAAUGGUAGCUUAUUGGGGUAGCUAUGAGUAGAAAUGUUUAUUGAUAUUACCAAUUUAGGGUUAAUAUGGGGUCCAUAUGUGCUGUAUAAUUCCAUUCCAAGUAAAAAGAAUUGCACAUAUAUUAAACUAGCUUUUCGCCCGCGGCUUCGCCCACGUCGAGGUCGGUUAUAUCGCGUUUCCUAGAGAACUCUU
Messenger RNA from Trichoplusia ni (cabbage looper), 2483 nucleotides. It is a transcript of the gene HPS1, whose product is annotated as Hermansky-Pudlak syndrome 1 protein homolog. The transcript is spliced from 11 exons. Gene Ontology annotation, molecular function: guanyl-nucleotide exchange factor activity. Gene Ontology annotation, biological process: vesicle-mediated transport. Lineage: Eukaryota; Metazoa; Arthropoda; Insecta; Lepidoptera; Noctuidae. Gene Ontology annotation, cellular component: BLOC-3 complex. The coding region runs from base 233 to 2008 and encodes 591 amino acids. The record is from RefSeq and is a predicted model, not a curated record.